Messenger RNA from Venturia canescens, 1105 nucleotides. RefSeq lists its product as uncharacterized. Bases 102 to 956 code for a protein of 284 amino acids. NCBI's taxonomy places the organism in Eukaryota, Metazoa, Arthropoda, Insecta, Hymenoptera, Ichneumonidae. The record is from RefSeq and is a predicted model, not a curated record. The transcript is spliced from 4 exons.
GGCAAUUUUGGGACUCGAACGAAGAAAAAGUUUGGCCAUCGACAGCUCGUGCGAGCAAUGUUGUUAACGGUAAAGCUUCUAUCCCUGUGCAACGCUCGAAAAUGUCAAAGCCAUUUAAGACGUUCAUUGUGAUCCUGAUAAUAUCGAGCAUCGCGUCGUCGGGUGCUCAAGAGACCACUACUCGUGCUCCACAGACCGGAAACCCUGUGCAACCGUCCGGAACAGAUGGAAGUUCCACAUCUCUAGCCAGUACCGACGGCAGUAGUAGCGGUACUGGUGGUGGUGUCAGUGGUCUGAUCGAAAGUAUAAUAAGCAUACCAGCCACGCUACUCAGCUUCAUUUUGUCCCCGAUCAGAGCAUUACUGAGCGUGGUUCUGGGUGGCGUGGGAAAUCUAGUAGGAAGCAUACUGAACGGGGUAUUCAGCUUGGUGGGAACGAUCUUGUCUCCGAUUUUUUCUCUCAUCGGGAUACCAGUGGAUAUUGCUGAGGAUGCAGCAGGUGGUGUCGGUGGUUUGGUGCGCGAAAUAUUGAAAAUCGUAUUUUCCGACAUACUUGGAAUAGGGAGCAGUUCUACCGCCUCUUCGUCGUCUGUCACUCAAGCUAGUGUAACUUCGGCUUCUGGUAGCAGAGGUCCAAUUGUUGUAACUCCAGCGACACUCGUAACAAUAGGACCCAGGGUGAGACGCGAUCUCGUCAUGGACACUAUCAUGGAUAUAACGUCUUAUGUCAACUCUGUAAUACACUCCUUCCUGUUGAAUCUAUCUGAUUCUACGCAGGACGCGGCCUCUGAUUUCAUCCAUUGGGGAUGGGCGUGGGCGAAGAAAGCUUUACUGCCGAGAGUGGAUCAGCUUCUCGUCGAAGCUAAGGACUCCCCGUGGAUAUCGACUGAUAUGGCCCAAUGGUUCAACGACUUGCACGAGAUGUACGCUUGGCUCCACAUGUUCGGAAUAGUUUAAUCCGAUUUAUUCAACUCCGAUUUUAAUCGACGCACUACUUUCAACAAUAAGAUUUUAUCAUCUUUGUAUUUUUAUUGUGACUCUUUUUUUUAAAUCGUGACACCUUUCUUCAACAAUGAAAUCAAUAAAAUACGAAGUUGAGCCCAGUA